GAGGAAGUUUGUUUUGAUUGGACGGAAAGAAAGAAAAAAAUAUGAAAUGAGCACAAAAUAACAAGCCACGUAACACUUAAAUAAUGAAAACACGGGAAAAUUAACAAGAAAAACGAGGAAAACACACACACACACACACACACACACACACACACAUAUAUAAAGCAAAACAACGUAGUCUGCCCUUCAGUGGUCGCUCAGGCGGGGCAGUAGGAGGAGGGUGUGCAUGACCUUCCUUCCUUCCUUCCUGCCGUGGGUCAACAUAGGUCAAGUUCUCUUAUGUGCAAUGCACUUUCCAAGGUUGUGGUCCCUGUCACCAGCAUAGCUUGGACGAACAUACAGUGUGGAUAAUCUAGCCAUGUGAGCAUUAGUACAUGUUGGGACACGCUUCUGUAUGGCUUGGUGUGUGUGUCAGUGCAGAAGAAAGAUAGCAUUCCACCCGUGAGAAAGAAAGACUGAACCAUGGAGCUGGUCUGGAAUGCUGUGUGGUGGGUUUAUGCCCUUGUCUUUAUUGCUUUGAUCCUCUCAGCCACCGUCCACCACCACCUGGGCCUCAGGAGACGCUACAUAAACCUCCUCCUUAAGCUGUUUGAGUUUGGGCAGAAGCGAGUGGAGAGAAAACGCCCGCCACGUCAGUCUGAUGGCGAAACGGAUGAAACGGAUUCUGUGGCGGAGGAGACUGAGAACCCGCUCCCCUCCUUGGACCACCCUAAGGCACUGGGCAUUCAGGAGGACAUCAAGGGCUUUCACCUAGACCACGUGCUGGGAUACAUCACGGCGGGUAUGGCGGCGAUCUGUGAGGACAACGUGACCAAGUACUUUGAGCCGGAAGAACUACCGACGUGGAACCUCUUGUCCCGCACCAACGACAGAGGCUAUGAGUUCAUGUCCUUCCGGCUGACUGUCUGCUGGCUGGUUGGCUUCCUGGUGCGCUACCUCAUCCUGCUGCCACUGCGCCUGGUCAUCCUGGUCCUGGGCAUUCUGCUGUUCUGGGCGUGCAUGAUCCUAGUGGGCGUGUUCCCUGCUGGGCCUUUCAAACGCUGGCUCAACAAGAAGCUCUUCGUCUUCUGCUUCGACUUUGUUGCCGGCUCGCUCUCCCUCGUGGCCACCUUCCACAACACCGAGAAUGUGCCGCAGAAUGGCAUCGCUGUGGCCAAUCACACGUCACCCAUUGACUCCCUGGUGCUGGCCACACACAACUGCUAUGACAUGGUUGGGCAGACACACGGAGGCUUCCUGAGCAUCUUCAUGAAGGCGCUGAGCAGAGCAUCCAUGCACAUCUGGUUUGAGCGCUCUGACGCCAAGGACCGGUCGAAGGUCAUUGAAAAGUUGAGGAACCACGCCCAUGACAGCAACCUUCCCCCAAUCCUCAUCUACCCCGAGGGCGUGUGCGUCAACAACACCUCAGUCAUGCAGUUCAAGAAGGGGGCGUUUGAGGUGGACACGGUCAUCUACCCCAUCGCCAUCCGCUUUGAUGCCCGGUUCGGUGACGCCUUCUGGUGGCAGGACAAGUUCUUACAUUACGUACUGUGCAUGAUGACCUCGUGGGCCAUCGUGUGCAACGUGUGGUACCUCCCCCCCAUGAGGAGACGCUCGGGGGAGUCAGCCAUCGCUUUUGCUAACAGAGUGAAGGCCAAGAUUGCCCACCAAGGGGGAAUGAUAGAUCUGGCCUGGGACGGCUUCCUCAAGGCCCACCCGGUCAAGGACGAGUGGAAGAAGCGGCAGCAGGAGGAGUUUGCUAAACACUUGCAGGUGGAGGAGGAGGAGGAUGCACUGCGGCAGCAGCAGCAACAACAACAACAACAAGAGCAGCAACUUCAGGAACACGAGCAAAAUGUUUGUGAUAUACUGAAAAAGAAGGAGGAAUAAUGCUUAGGGUAGCAAAGUUUAUUGAUGCAGAAAUACAGAACUCAGAGCACUGUGAGAGCAGACCAAGGGCAGCAAUUUUGCUCUCACAAGCUUUAUGCAGGAGCUGAUGAGGGUGAGCUGGAAUUUAAAAAAAAUAUUUGUAUAGACAACAGGCUAGCAAAAGUAAUUUUUUCUGUACAAUGUGCUUGUAAAUAGCUGGAAAAUGCAUUCUUUUUGAAUGCAUACUAAUGAAAUAACUAGUGCCUCAAAGUAAGAGAGAGAGAGAGAGAGAGAGAGAGAGAGUUUUAUAAUAAUUUUCAAGCACAAGAAGCAUCUGGGAGUUUGUGUUGGUGUACUGCUUUCCAAGGAGCACACAUUACCAGAAACUACAUAGUUAGACUAGGCUGGGGGGAGGGAGGGAGGAGGGAAAAAGGAAUUCCAAGGACAGGGAGGUACAAUAAGGUGAAUGAGGGGAGCGGGUUGUUGCGCUUAUAUAACCUUUUUCUCCGUUCAGCCUCACAUUCCUUGGUUAAAGUUUUCCUGUAGAUGUAUUUCACACCUGAGCAUGUUGCAUGUCUUAGAAUGUUGUAUUAGUUUGAAUCUCCUUUUAUGAAUUGCAUGUAAGUUUUGUAGAUCUUCUUCAUUAUUUGUUAUGCAUCUCAGACUUUACAGCAUCUUCAGUGUCUGUCAGUCUUUAACCCAGUAGCUGCGGGAAUCAUGUUUUUUAAUGGCCCCUCUUAGCGAAUUAAUGAGAAAAAAAUCAUCACUCAUGCAAACCAUUAUUUUAUAUAUAUCAAUGCAUUUGUGAUCAGUUUAUGUAUCCUCUAUUUUGGGGGGUUCAUGUCAAGGCAAGAAUUUGGCCCGUCGCUUGUGCAUGGUAAAGCCACAAAUUUGGCCUGUUGCUGCUACCGGGUUAAUGUGUCUUGCUUUAUCUGUAUUUUUGUGUGCCUUUAGUUUCUGUGUACUUUUUAGAUUCUGAAUCAUUGUAUUUCUUGUGUCAUUUGUGGCUUACUUUAUUUGUUUUUAUUUUCAUUUUAUAUUUGCCCGGACUUGAUGCUCUCACUGUCAGUACUUGUAGAAGUCUUCUAUCAUUUGACAAUUCAGGAGUCAGCUUUUUGACGUGCUGAUUCAUUUUGUUCUCCAGGCUCGUACAGCAAAUUCGCACAUCAUGAGUUUAAAACCUACAAAGCACACAUGAUGAAUAUCCUUGCUCUUUUUGUACUUGCUAGAAUGAUUUCCCAGUUAAUGAAUGCUUGUGUGAUGAAACUCCUUGUGUCCAUUUUUUACUAAGGUUGUGUCAAAAGAUUCCACUCAUCAUAAGUAAUUAUUUUAUGGUGCAGUCGCUUUCUACAUGAAGUUAAUGAUCAUAAAGGAAUAUAGUUACUUAUGUCGAGGCUAAAUGGUUGUACAUAGAGAUAGUCGCUGCAUGUGUAUGUGUGUGUGUUUGUGUGUGUCGGCAAAAUGGUAAUUCUUUGUGUUUUCCGAGUCACUGCGACACUUUACAGACUCCCACACCUAAGAAUUGAAAAGGACUGCAGCAGCUAGUAAUUUCUAUAUAUGAAGACUUUUGGCUCUCAUUUUGAUUUAAUUUUUUGUCUCCUGUUAAUUAACCCAUCCGCUGUGAUUGGCACGGAUUUGUCCUUCACUGGUAGCCUGGUAACACACUCCCAGGUCUUUCUCUGCCUCUGUGGUGGAUAGUGAAGUGUUUCCCAUGUGGUAUUGGUAUGCUGGAUUUCCCCUCCCAAGGUGCAUGACUUUACAUUUUUCUUCAUUGAAUUGUAGCAGCUACUUUUUGUUCCAUUCCUGUAGCUUGGUGAUGUUUUCUUGUAGGGAACCAGCAGUCAAUGGGUUAUUAUAUAUUUUGUCGCUAUUCCAUAUGUUUCUGAUGAUUUUAAUGUUUCAACUUUCAUUUAUAUUGUAAUGAUUACCUCCAGUCAAGUCAUGGCAGAAGAGGGUAAUGCAUUGAUAGUUGUGGGUUGUGUGUUGGGUCAUCCAUCCAUCCAUCCAUCCACUGUUAAGUCCAUCCAUUCAUCGCUCAGCCUCGGGGUACAAGCAUCGAUCUGUUAGAAUACCUACAUCUCCUUUAUUUAUCAUCAUUAUUUAUAUUCUAGAAGUGCACAGUACAUUAUUUUUUCGUAGUUAUUUUUAUAGCUUAUAAUAUUGCAUUGGGUUAUCGUGUAUCGCACACACUAAUUAUUUAUUUAUUGAGUUAGCGCAUGUACGCCAUCUCUUGUGUUGAUUUGAUUUAUGUAUGUUGCAUGCAUAUGUGGUGCUCCCUGCUGAAGUGAGGUUAGCAACACUCACAAGAAAACGAAAAAAUUGCCCGUGAAGUUGGGUGUUUAUGCACUUUUCCCAGGCAUAUGUGUGAAAAAAUUGACCAUAAUGCCAAAACAUCUUUGAAUUUUAGUUUGAAAAGAUGCCUCAGAAUGCUUGAAUAGGUGGUCGAUGUGAGGCAAGUGAUAUCUCAAAAUUGACCCCCAUGUCGCUUACCUCACUACAGUAGGGAUCGCCACAUAUCUACCUUCAGUCUGAUCAUAUGAGGCAUCUAGAACCAAAGGGGCAUCCAUGCCACAAGUGAGUUUCCAGGCUUAAUGUUUCUCAAUUGUUUUUAGUGUUUAUUUUAUUUAUUUAUUUUUUACAGUAAAGGAAACUGUCAAGGGAAAAUAAAAGAAAAUAAUUAAAAAAAGCCCGCUAAUCACUGCUGCUAUAUAAGAGAGUAAAGAGGAGCGGUCGAAAGAGAGGUCAAUUUCGGGAGGAGAGAUGUCCUGAUAUUCUUCUCUUGCUUAGCCACUGUUUUCAUCCCUCAGUACACCCUCUACUUGAUUGAUUUUCCCUUAGCUUCCCACACAGUUUAAUAGAGUAAGGUUAUGCCUGUGUGACUCUACCCAUUACUCAAAACUGAAAAAAUGGCGCAGAUGUCCCUUUGCUUCUGCACACCUCAUAUAUGUAAUUCUUUUUAGUUUCAAGGGUGUAUCAGACACUAAAUAGUAAGGGCACAAUGAGCCUUAGAGGUUUGCAUUUAUUAUUUUUCUGGUGUGAGUGUUUACUGGAGUGUUGGUGAGGGGUGUGGGAAGGGUGGGGAGGGCAUGGUUGUGGAGUUUGUAAGUAGCACAAGUAUAGGAGGUCUGUGGGGCAUGUGAGUGUGGUUGAAGGUGUGGGUGUCAUGCUGUGUAUGAGUGACAGACUGUGCUGCUAAAUGAAACUAGUAAAGCUCUACUUCGGAUGAGUUCUAUAUCAAAUACACAUAUUUUUCUCAAUAGAUACUUAGGAAGCCAAACAGACAAGAAAUCCCAAGUGGUUUCUUGUGCCUCAUGUACCUAGAAUGACCCUGCCAGGGGAUGUUUUAGAACUCAUCUUGAAAACUAAGUAAACAUAUUUGCUCACUGUUCGGUAGCUUUUACAUGAUACUGCAGCCAAAAAGAUGUAAAUAUAAUAGUCCAACCAUUUAAGGGUCUGUUCAGGCAUUGGCUUUCAUGGGUCCUUUCCUCCACUCUGCUCUGCCACACAGUCUCAACACCUAUCUCAUCCUCUCAUGUGUUAGCUAUAGGUAACAUUUGAGAGGAAAAAAUAGGUGUUGGGACUGUGUGGCAGAGCAGAGGAGAGGAAAGGACCCGCGGAAUCCAACGCCUCAACGGACUCUUUGAAAUGGUUUGAUUAUAGUAGGAUAAUACUGAAGAGAGGGGUGUCAGACUGAAUUUGGGAGGUCUUCAGGCGCCCCCCCCCGAAAGAAUCAUUGGUGUACUGUGAGACAAGAGUGAUGAAUACGUUUUGGAACUUACGAAGGGUAUAUGUGAGUGUGUUGUGUGGUGAAAAGUGUUGCCUUGAGUGAUUAGUCUUACUGAGAUGGAUGUAAUGGGAACUGUUAACGCUGUAAUGGUAGUAAUAGAAGAUAUAUCAGUGUGAAGGAAGUACAGUUUAUGUGUGUGUGUGUGUAUAUGUAGUCUAAGGGUAUGAAAAGAGUGGAAAGUACUUCAUUGGGUGGGUAAUCAUGUACAGAUGAAUGGGAUGAGAACUGAGGAUAUGGGUGUGGUGAGUGAGACAGAAUGUUCAUGGUAUAGUGACGAGGGUGUAAGGGUGUGGUGAGGUUAUAAGAAUGAAGAAGUGAAACUGGGUAAAGAUCUUGUAAACCAUUAUCAAACUUGUACACACUUUUUUUUUAUUAUAAUUUAAGAGUGAGGAGGGUGAGAGGGUUUGAUAAGUAUGCAAGACUGAAAAGGGAGCUGGGUAGAGGUUUUUGUAAGCCAUUUCAAGCUUGCACACACAUACCUUUUGUUUUUUCAGUAUGAUUUAAGGGUGAGGAGGGUGAGAGGGUUUAAUAAGUAUGCAAGACUGAAAAGGGAGCUGGGUAGAGGUUUUUGUAAGCCAUUUCAAGCUUUCACAAAUAUACCUUUCGUUUUUUCAGUAUGAUUUAAGGGUGAGGAGGGUGAGAGGGUUUAAUAUGUAUGCAAGACUGAAAAGGGAGCUGGGUAAAGUUUUUUGUAAUCCAUUUCCAAACAUGCACAUUUUUAACUAUAUUUUCAGUAUGUUAAAUUUUUUAUGAGGAUGAGAAGUACUAGAGGAUGUGUUAAGUAUGUGAGACUGAAAAGAAAGCUGGGUAAAUGUUUUUGUAAUCCAUUUCCAAACAUGCACAUUUUUAACUAUAUUUUCAGUAUGUUAAUUUUUUUAUGAGGAUGAGAAGUACUAGAGGAUGUGUUAAGUAUGUGAGACUGAAAAGGAAGCUGGGUAAAUGUUUUUGUAAUCCAUUUCCAAACAUGCACAUUUUUAACUAUAUUUUCAGUAUGUUAAUUUUUUUAUGAGGAUGAGAAGUACUAGAGGAUGCGUUAAGUAUGUGAGACUGAAAAUGAAGGUGGAUAAAGAUACUUGCAAGCCUAAUAUUACCAUACAUGCACACUUUUAACUAAUUUUUCAUUAAUAAUAAUAAGGAUGAGAAGUACAAGAGGGUGUGAUAAGUAUGUAGGAUCAGUAAGGAAGCUGGGUAAAGAUUCUUGUUGGGUAUUUUCAAACAUGCACACUUUAAACUAUUUUUUCAGUAUAAUACAAGGAAGAGAAGUGUGAUAAGACUGAGAAGAAAGCUGGGCAGAGUUUUUGGUUAGCCAUCGUCAAACAUGCACACUUUCAACUAUUUUUCUGUACAGUAUAAUAUAAGGGUGAAACGUACGAGAAGGUGUGAUAAGACUGAAAAGGAAGCUAGUUUGAGGUUCUUGUCAGCCUAAUAUUACAGUACACGCACACUUUUACACUUUUUUGUGAUACUUUAGAAUUUCCCAACGUUCUUUCUUAGAGUUUGAGUCACUUAACGUAUUUUUUAAAUGCGCACAGUUUAUGAUAUGUGGAUUUAAAAACUUUGGGGACUCUUUUCUUGGUUGGUAACGUGGCAAGAGUCUGUUCCUUCAUCUGCUGGAAAGAAUAUUUUAGUCCCGAUAUGCCAACAGCUUUGUCAAGUUGUUCCGCUAGAUGGUGUUAUGAUGUUCUUUUGUUAUGAUUUGGUCCACAACGGGGAAAAAAUGUUGUCAAAUUCUUUACUUAUUUUUAUCACCAGCAUGUUAUAACUUACUUUAUUACUUGCAUUAUUAUUACUUUAUUAUUACCAACAUGUUGCUAUACUUACUCUAUUAUUGACAUUAUUGCUCUACUGAUUUUAUUACUAUUAUUAUUAUUAGCAACAUGUUACCACCUACCUUAUUAUUUCUGAAAACAACAACAACAAUAACAAAAGCUACUGCUCCCUUCUUCUUGCUCUGUUAAUAAAGAGUUUAGUGAUGAAGAAAUGAAGCUGUUGACGUAUUGUAAUCAUUGUGUCUUUGGCAGUUGCUUUAACGGACUAGAUUAUUUUGUGUUUUAUUAAGUAGAUUAACACCUGCAAGUGGCCUGAAUUGGUUUGCCGUUGUCUGUGGUUUGCAGUGUAAUGCUUAUUGUGUUUUUGUCAGAUGGUGGAACAGACUGGAUUAUUUAUUGUUUUAUUGAAUAGAUUAGCACAUACGAGUGGUCUCAGUUGGUUUGUCUUUGUGUGUGGUUGGCAGUGCAAGUUAAGACUACUAUAAGGUUGAAAGGGAAGUCAUGUUUUAGGUAGGCAGGCAUCACAGACUUAGAUUAUUUUGUUUUAUUGAAUAGAUAAGCACAUAUGAGUGGCCUAAGUUGGUUUGUCUUUGUGUUUGUGAUUGGUAGUGCAAGUUAAGACUACUAAGGUUGAAAGAGAAGUUAUGUUUAAGGGCAGCAGAUCAGUGGUGAUGCAUUUGGUUAGGUUUAGGUUUGUGAUUGAGGGAAGCAGAUCGGUGGUGAUUCAUUUGGUUUGGUUUAACGUUUUGGUCAGCAGCAACAUUUAGUUUGGUCCUCUCGUUCAUCUUAAAAGGGUUCAUGUUGGAAGUAUGUCUCGAUACCUUGAAGGAUUUGAAAUUAUGUUCGUCAUCUUUUUAGCCAUGUCUUCCAUUUGAUUACUAUUUAAAGGUUUAUUGACUGAGGUUGACAGGACUAGCACAGGAAGAAGUGUGAUGGUAACAUAUAAACAUCUUUGGCUUCCCUGUAUUAACCUUCGUAACACUAGUGCCGUAGAUGAAUGCUGUGACAGAGAAACAUCAUAUCAAAAAGAAUGUAAACAGGGAGAACUGAUAUCCUAACUCAGGUAGUUGUUAAUGACUGAAAUAUUUAUGGUCUCAUGUAUCACCUUCACUGCCUAUAGGACAAUACUACAGAGGCUUAUUGAACCACUAACAUUAAUAAUAGAUAAGAAAAUACUAGGAAUAAUGAUAUGAUAGUAAGAACAAUGAUAAUAAUGAUAGAAACAAUAAUAAUAAUAGUAAUAAUGAGGACUAUUGGUACAGGAAAUUAUUGUGACAACCAGAAUGGGUACUUAAGUCUCGCUGCCAUGUGACGUGAGCCUAGUGAUAGUUUGACAAGGCUUAUGCACUAUGAACUUAAACACUCAUGAUAGCCUGACUAAUCUCCUUUUUAGCCUCUGGAAAUAUAUGAUGGAGGUUGUUGGUAUUUGCAUGGGUAGUUUUCUGAGGCUAGUGAUAAAUUGACAAGGCUUCCGGACCAUGAACUUGAAAAACACAACCAGACUAAUCUCCUUUGUGGUCUUGGAAAUAUCUGUUGUGAGAGCUGAAAGUUCCCCCCCAUUUUUUUUUACAGCAAAGGAGACGGCUCAAGGGCAACGAAAAGUGUAGAAAAAAAAAAAAACGCUACUCACCGCUCCCAUAAUAGACAAGAGUAAAGAGUGGCCAAAACAGAGGUCAAUUCAAUUUAUAUCUGCCUCAUUUAAUAAUCUUAUCAGCGGAAAGUUGAUGAAUUAGAUACGUUGGAAGUCCCUACGAAUGCACAAGGAACACUCCCUAAUCAAAGUCAUCCUGUCAUUGAAUGUGUUUUGUUAUUUCUUCUUAGUCUUCCAUAAGGUAUAACAUUUGAGGAUAAACCUACACUGAGGGCACGAGUUUCCUUACUUGAAAAAAAAUACGAUCGAAUGAGUGUGUCCUGCAAUGUGAUGUUGGUCUUCUCUUGGACAAAAUUACACACUUAAAAUAUUACUUCAUUUAAGGGGGGGUUGCCUUAAAAUUAAAACAUAUGCAUUAACUUAUUCUUGAGAUAAAUAAAUAAGAGUUAGUACUUUGUUUUAAAUUAGGGGAUGUUAAUAGAGAGAAGCACAAUGGUUUAAUGGAAGAGCUACAGGAAGAAAAUGGGGUUAGGGUUGCCAGGGAUGCGGUUUAAGGGGGCUACUCUGAAAUUAAGAGAAAUGGGGUCAAGGUUGCCUUAAGGAUAUACUUCAUGGUCUAAUUACUAGUCAUCCCUCUUAAAAAAAUUAUAUGUUACACUGAACUUUGAAAAAAGGAACUGGAAUUUUAGGUCUGAGGGCCGUAUUACAAGUCGAAUCUGAGAAAUUUUGGGUCCCUAUAGAGUGAUUCAUCCCGAAGUCUGUAGGGACCUGAAACUUCUCGGAUUCGACUUAUAAUACAGCCCUGAGAGUCCUACUGUUAUGAUUAUGUACUGCAUGUAAAUUCACAGCAACUAAUACAUGUUUACAGCUUUUUAUAUAUCAGUCACCAACGUCUUAUGUUUAAUUCUAACAUGUCUACUUUUAAGUGCAUGCCCAGUAAAUGAUUGGAGGUAAUUAACCCCUUGAGUCCCAGAAUGUGAUUUGCAUUGUAAUUUAGCUACCAAUUGAUGAUUUUAAGGAACAGAAACAAGAUUUAUUAGAUCUGACCUGUUUAGUAUCGUCGCCCAGUAGCUUCAUGGGUAUAUUUAGUUACUUUUUCAUCAUUUUUGGCUAAGAACAGACAAUUUUAUGUAGUCAAGUAAAGAUCUGGGCGUGAAGGAGUUAAUACGUUGCUAUAAGAUUAUUGGUCAGGGUUAAAAAGUUAUAAAGCCUAAAGUCGAGAACAAGAGCUCCAGUCUGAAAUGAAUGAGGAAGUUGCACUGAUACAAAUAUUUACAAUUCCUCAACAGUUUUUUUUUACUUAGAAAGAACAUAUUUUCUUUUAAUAAUUCACUUGAGUUCACAUUUUUAGUUUUAGUGCAUGCCCAGUUAAUAAUAGGGAAGUAAUCGUACCAGUCUGCCUGUCGUGUGUUUCUAUGAGUGGAUGUGUUUUCCGAGAGGUGUGUUUUUAGGACGGUCUGCCAGUGAUGGCUAGCACAUGCUGGUGCCUAACACUUGGCCAUUCUUUGUCAUGGUUUGAAAAUAAAUGCUAUGUUUUAUU
Molecule: messenger RNA, 10535 nt
Organism: Eriocheir sinensis (Chinese mitten crab)
Lineage: Eukaryota; Metazoa; Arthropoda; Malacostraca; Decapoda; Varunidae
Product: glycerol-3-phosphate acyltransferase 3-like
Exons: 6
Coding region: 463-1869 (468 amino acids)
Biological process (GO): triglyceride biosynthetic process
Cellular component (GO): endoplasmic reticulum
Molecular function (GO): glycerol-3-phosphate O-acyltransferase activity
Source: RefSeq, a predicted model, not a curated record